Molecule: messenger RNA, 322 nt
Organism: Danio rerio (zebrafish)
Lineage: Eukaryota; Metazoa; Chordata; Actinopteri; Cypriniformes; Danionidae
Gene: osbpl9
Product: oxysterol binding protein-like 9
Biological process (GO): phospholipid homeostasis; lysosomal membrane organization; phospholipid transfer to membrane
Cellular component (GO): endomembrane system; Golgi apparatus; endoplasmic reticulum-Golgi intermediate compartment membrane
Molecular function (GO): lipid binding
Source: RefSeq, marked provisional
GUAAAAAUGGCGUCCAUCAUGGAGGGGCCGCUGAGCAAAUGGACUAACGUCAUGAAGGGGUGGCAGUACCGCUGGUUCGUACUGGACUAUAACGCCGGGUUGCUGUCAUAUUAUACUUCCAAGGACAAGAUGAUGCGUGGCUCUAGAAGAGGCUGUGUGCGACUACGGGGAGCUGUGAUUGGAAUCGAUGACGAGGACGACAGCACUUUUACCAUUACCGUAGACCAGAAGACUUUCCAUUUUCAAGCCCGUGACGCAGAUGAGCGGGAAAAGUGGAUUCAUGCCUUAGAGGGAACAAUUCUCCGUCACACCCUUCAGCAGG